Molecule: messenger RNA, 3211 nt
Organism: Conger conger (European conger)
Lineage: Eukaryota; Metazoa; Chordata; Actinopteri; Anguilliformes; Congridae
Gene: rtf1
Product: RTF1 homolog, Paf1/RNA polymerase II complex component
Exons: 18
Coding region: 80-2116 (678 amino acids)
Cellular component (GO): Cdc73/Paf1 complex
Molecular function (GO): RNA polymerase II C-terminal domain phosphoserine binding; DNA binding
Source: RefSeq, a predicted model, not a curated record
GUGUGGAAGACUGCGGAGCUGCCGCCGUUUCAUGCUUAGCAGAAACUCAACGCACGCACACACACACAGGUAGAUAAUCAUGGUGAAUGUAAAGAAGCGGAAAGGACGGGUCGUUAUUGACUCCGACUCAGAAGACAGCGCGAGCGAUGAUAAUUUGGAUCAGGAGCUGCUGUCUUUAGCCAAGAGGAAGCGAGUGGACUCAGAUGAGCAGGAGGACCCGGCCAGCAAGCCUGCAGCCUCCACAGACUCAGAGACCUCCGACAGCGAUGAUGAGUGGACCGUCGGCGGCGGCACCAAGGCGAAGAAGAAGGUGAAAACGGGGAAGGGCAGCGAGAAGAAGAGCACUGCGAAGAAGCGAGUCAACAAGGCGGCCUCCUCCGGGAGCUCCGAUGGGGACAGCUCGGCCGAGAGCUCCGCCCCGGAGGAAGGCGAGGUGUCGGAUUCGGAGAGCAACAGCUCGUCCUCCAGCUCGGAUUCGGACUCGUCCUCGGAGGACGACGUCUUCCGCGACGGAUACGGCGACGACCUGAUGGGGGACGAGGAGGACCGGGCCCGGCUGGAGCAGAUGACGGAGAAGGAGAGGGAGCAGGAGCUCUUCAACCGAAUCGAGAAGCGGGAGGUGCUGAAGCGGAGGUUUGAAAUUAAGAAGAAGCUGAAAACGGCAAAGAAAAAAGAGAAGGAAGAAAAGAAAAAGAAACAGGAGGAGGAGCAGGAGAAGAGGAAGCUGUCUCAGGUUCCAGACACUCAGGUGGUCAUGUCUCACAACAAGGAGAGGAGAUCCAAACGGGACGAGAAGCUGGACAAGAAGUCCCAAGCCAUGGAGGAGCUAAAAGCGGAGCGAGAGAAAAAGAAGAACAGAACAGCUGAACUCCUGGCAAAACGGGAGCCUCUCAAAACCAGCGAGGUUUACUCCGAUGACGAGGAGGAGGAAGAGGAGGAUGAUGAUAAAUCCUCUGUGAAGUCCGACCACAGUUCCCGCUCUUCAUCUUAUGACGAGGAAGAGGAGAAAGAAGAGACUCCGCCGAAAUCUCAGCCAGUCUCUCUGCCGGACGAGCUGAACCGCAUCCGUCUGUCCCGGCACAAGCUGGAGCGCUGGUGCCACAUGCCCUUCUUCGCCAAGACGGUGACCGGCUGCUUCGUACGCAUCGGCAUCGGCAACAGCAGCAGCAAGCCGGUGUACAGGGUUGCAGAAAUUGUGGACGUAGUUGAAACGACGAAGGUGUACCAGCUCGGAUCAACACGGACGAAUAAAGGCCUACAGUUACGGCACGGGAACGACACAAGAGUAUUCCGGCUGGAGUUCGUGUCCAAUCAGGAGUUCACCGACAACGAGUUCAUGAAGUGGAAGGAGGCGAUGAUCUUUGCAGGAAUGCAGGUGCCCACGUUAGACGAAAUCACCAAAAAGGAGCAAGCCAUCAAAGAGGCGGUCAACUACAAAUUCAACGACAAAGACAUCGAGGACAUCGUCAAAGAGAAGGAUCGUUUCCGGAAGGCUCCGCCCAAUUACGCCAUGAAGAAGACGCAGCUCCUCAAGGAGAAGGCCAUGGCGGAGGAGAGUGGAGAAGGCGAGCGGGUGAAACAGAUCCAGGAUCAGCUGAAUGAGCUGGAGGAGCGGGCUGAGGCGCUGGACCGGCAGAGGACCAAGAACAUCUCCGCUAUCAGCUACAUCAACCAGCGGAAUCGCAGCUGGAACAUCGUGGAGUCUGAGAAGGCUCUGGUGGCAGAAGGGCAGAACGCUAAGAACCAGCAGAUGGACCCUUUUACCCGAAGACAGUGCAAGCCCACAAUGGUGUCCAACGCCAGAGACCCUUCUGUCCACGCUGCUAUCCUCGCCCAUCUGAACCAGAAGUACGGUUCCGGUUCUGGGCAGGAAACCGUUCUGGACAAGACCUUACAGGGACUCGGUCAGAAAGACAAAGAUGUCAACAAAGCGACAAGUGACCUGUCCGAGGAUCUCUUCAAAGUUCACGACUUUGACGUGAAGAUAGACCUUCAGGUUCCUAAUGCAGAGGCGAAGUCUCUCUCUGUGAGCUCCAGUGCCCUGCCUGUGAAGGACGGCGCCCCGCGCCGAUCACUCAACCUGGAGGACUACAAGAAGCGGCGGGGCCUAAUCUGAGCCCCUCCCACUUAGAGCUGUCCUUGCAUGUGCCCGUUCAGUCGCUCUGGGGCCUGAGGGCGAAGGGCCACUCCUGUGUGUGUGUGGAUGCGUGUGUGUGUGGAUGCGUGUGUGUGUGUGUGUGUGUUUGUAUGUAUGUAUGUGUGUGUGUGUGUGUGUGUGUGUGGAUGCGUGUGUGUGUUUGUAUGUGUGUGUGUGUUUGUAUUUGUGUGUGUGCGAGUGUGUGCGUGUGUGUGCUGGUGUGUGUGCAAGCGUGUGUCCAUCCCAAAAAACGGGAGAGAGAGGAAAUAUUAAAAUAAUCGGACAACUUUUUUGUAAAGGAGACCUUUUUAAAAGUUGUCUAGUCUACUUGGGUUAUUAUGUCCAGAAAUAGUACUUGGAAUUGUCUCUUUUUUUGUUACUCCUUUUUAUUUUUUAUAUAUAAUUAUUUUCCUUCACAGAUUUCACGGUUUUUUUGUUUUUUGUUUUUUGAAAGGACGCUGCGCUGAUUAUAAAUUAUCUGUAAGAAAGACAUUUUAUCUGAACGACUCAGAUUAUUUCACAACCUUGAAGAGAACUCUGAGAUUACUAACACGGACAGCACACGGUAAUCGAAACAGGAUUUUUUUUUUCUCCUCCGACAUUGGAUUUCUACUUUUUUUUUUUUUUUUUUUUUCUUUACACCCCCCCCCCCAUCUCACAACUACCUACAACAACUGGAGGGGAUCCUUCUGCCACUUCACUAACCUCACGCUCCAAUAGUUUUCUCUCGAAGAAAGAAGUGGAGACCAGGAAAAACGCGACAGAAGCUUGUAUUAAAUCUGUCCCUCCAGGAUUGUACAAGGGAAUUUUUUGUUUUUUGUUUCUUUUGUUUUAAUAUAACACACCAAUAAAAGCAAACCUGUAUCCCAUGUAAAGUAUUGAAAGCAUUGUUUUUCUUUGUUCCCUGAAUCCCCAUUUUGACUCCUUUUGUUUUUGUUUUUUUUUCAUUUACGAGAGAGCAGAUUCUUAAGUGUUUACAGGUGUGUCCGUAGUCUCGUAUUGAUGUGGCAUGCCAUGUAAAUAAGCCAUUUGGAGUGGGUGCUACACAAUAAAGAGGCACUGUUUCAUACCUGC